This is a messenger RNA of Ectocarpus sp. CCAP 1310/34, 983 nucleotides long. The record is from the annotation of a GenBank genome assembly. NCBI's taxonomy places the organism in Eukaryota, Phaeophyceae, Ectocarpales, Ectocarpaceae.
AUGCCGAUGCCCAAAGCAGAUGCUCUUCUCUCGGCGGGUGAUUUUAAGAGCGCGUUGGAUAAAGUUCCGGCGGGAACUUUCAACCCACGCACCGUGGCAUCCAUGCGCGCACGCGCUGACCAGGCGGCGAAAGAAGGCCUGCCGUUGCUUGUCCGCGUCGGGAACACGAAGUACUUUGCGGUGAGGGACGGCCAGAAGUUCAACCGCACCGUGAUUGGAGAGUGGGGGCACGUGAAGUACGACCAGCGCGGGAGCAAAGUAUUCCAGUGCAAGGCGAGCAACGGCAGCCCGUGCAGCGACAGUUCGUCGAGGAAAAGUACCGGCCGUUGUGUUCACGCCGCCAUCGUUGCGGUGUACAUUUACGACCGGUACAAGUCCGGCGUUGCGGGGGAAGAGCUGGAGCUGGAGCGUGAUGGCGACAUGGACGGCAUGGAGUUCGGGCCAGAGGGGGAGGGGUGGGGGGCUGAAGACACCAUCGGUGGUUGCACGGGGUUCGCAUCGUACACUCAGCAUGAAAAUCCUCUGUACUUCGGAGAAGAGAUGGCUCAGCACAGAGUGAUCACGGCUGUCUACAAGUUCCCCGUGGCUGAGCCUGAGCUCAAGCCAGGAACGUACGGGCGCAAAAGGAUUCACGUCAACGCAUGCUUUUGCACAGGUUGCGGACAGAAGUACCAAGAACUUCCCGACGGCGAAGCAACCCUUCUCGGCCAGCGGACAAACGGGGGGGCAGAACUGCGAGUGGUGAAGGUCGAGCGGAAGGAUGCAAGAGGUGCAAGCUGAUCGGAUGGGCGGGCGACGAUAUCUAUGCGGACGGCGUGUUCAACUACAACAACAAUGUUGUGCUUGCACUUCCUCUCCUGUACACCAUCCGUAGGGCGGUCAGUGCCGGUACAGCUGUAUCAACCUGGGUGAGGACCUUCCUCAGGCCCCUGCUGGAUGACCUGACAUGGCUGGACGCCUCGAACGAAAACCGCGCAUUGGCU